AAGAAGCCCGUAUCGGUUCCUCGUCCUAUCGUUGCAUUUUUUUUCCAUCUCCGCCGCUCUCUCUCUCUCUCCUCUCCUCUCCUCUCCUUUGAGCCACCAUGGGCUGCGGUGGCUCCAAAGAAGCGGUGGCCACCGGCAACUCCGGCAGCAGCAGAUGCAACCGAUUCAAGAGGAAAUCCAGCGUCGUCGACGCCACCCAGCCAUCGUCCCGUGUGCUUCAGCCAUCCCUCGACAAUGCGUCCGCCGCCGCCGCUGCAAAGGCUAGUAACGGCGAGGUGACAAAGGACAAGGCAGCCACGUUGAAACAGAAAGCCGUCGAGGAGAAGAAAGAGGAAGCCGUCGCUGUGAAGAACAGCAAAGAAGCCGUCUCUGUGAAGGAGGGCAACGCGGCGUCGUCGAAGGCGAGUGCCAUCCGGGAGGAGAAGCCGCAGGUCGAGACCAAGACGGAUGAAGCAGCCGCCGUCACGGAUGCCGCUAGCGAAGCGGCCGCCGCCGCCGUUGAAAAGGCGGGCAAAGAAGCGUUGGCCGGUAAGGCCGCCAGGGAGAAGGAAGGCGAUGAGGUCGUCGUCGUCGUCAAGGACAAAGCGGUGAUCGCCGGUCAGGGACUGAGGAUAAAGCAUUCGUCGAGGACAAAACAGUCGUCAUCAACCGGCGGGGACGUGAAUGCCAUCACCGUCACCGCGGGGAAAGAAGAACACAUCAUCAGGAAGGACGACGUGGUCAAAAUAUCGACCACCGAGGCAGCCGUCGACAAGGGGAAUAAUGGCGGUGACGAACCUGACGGUACACCAUACAUGGCGGCGAUCGAGGAGAACGACGACGAGGCUGCGUCGUCGACCGAGGACGUCGGCGACGCCGUCGAGGAGGAGGACAAGAAGGAGGUAGACGACGGCAGCGUCACGUUCCCGGUCUCCAUGGUGGCAGAGGAGGACGGCAGCGUCACCUUCAAGGUACGAGUCAAUGACGCCGAGGCCAAGGACGACGACGGGAGCGUUAAGUUCGCGACUGCCGCCGCCGGCGCCGCCCCCACGACCAGCAGCAACGUGGUUGCCGUGGUGGCCGAGGAGGAUGGGAGCGUCACGUUCGCAGUGCCAGUUUCCCCUGUGAUCAAGGACGACGACGAGAGCGUUACCUCCGCGGCUGCACCGGCAGCCAAGGUCCAGGACGUCGUGGGCGCCGUGGUGGCAGAGGACGAUGGCAGUGUCACCUUGGCGAAACCGCUAGCCCCUGUGAGUGUGACCAAGGGUGGCCACAGCGUUUCCUUUGUGCCUGCCCGGCCUGCAACGACCAAGGACGACGACGACAGUGUUGCCUCCGCAGCUUCCCCGAUGACCAUGGACGACGAAUUUGUCAGCUUACCGGUUGCACUGGAGGAGGAGGAGGAGGAAGAAGAAAAUGAGCAUUGGAAGGACAAUGAUGAGGCGGAAAAUGAGCCUGCUGUUUCUGAUGACGAGGAGGGCACGGCCGAAGCUGAUGGCGCAACAGAAGCCGAAGAGGAUGAGGAGGAGGCAGGGCAGUCCGAACCUUCUGAAGAUAAUGAUGAGGUAGACGAUGACGCGGACCUGCCCGAUCCUACUGCUGUCGAGCAGCUGCUAACCAAAGCUGUCGAGGAGAUCAAAGCGGAGGAGGAGAGGAGUGCGGCGGACACAGUUGGGGAGAACGUCUCCAGCAAAGAGCCAGACGAGGGGAAACCCAUUGCACCUUCGAGACCGAGAGACGAGGACGGCGGGGAACCGGAUGGGAAAGAACCCAUGGAUUUGGAGGAGGAGGAGGCCAGAACCACCGAGGAGAAGACACCGGAUGAUCACCCAGGCAUCCCAGCUGAGAAGAAGAGCGGCAGUGAUGACAAGGAUUCCGCUCUACCUGUAAGCGCGUCGUCGUCUUCUUGAGCCCAGAGAAUAAUUAAGGAGAACACGAACACCGAUGGAAAGGCAGGCUGCUGCCGGUGGCCGCUCCAGUAGUAGUAGCCUCUAGUGCAUCUUUGUUUUUUUUUUGAACAUGUAUGGCGUACGCGUCGUUGUCAUGUCCAACACGCCCUGGUUCUUCAACAUCGGUACGUACUGACCAUGUGGUUUCGAAGUAGUUGGCAAGAGGUAGUUGUUGUUGACGAGUUUGUUGCGUUGUUGUUCGAAACCAAGGAGAGGCAGGUCGGCUUCAAAAGUCUAUAUGCAAAUGCUAAUAGGACACCAGUGCUAUGAGCACACAUGGUGCCAGCGCUGAUCGCGGUACCAAUACGCG
Messenger RNA from Zea mays, 2238 nucleotides. RefSeq names its product neurofilament heavy polypeptide. Lineage: Eukaryota; Viridiplantae; Streptophyta; Magnoliopsida; Poales; Poaceae. Bases 99 to 1889 code for a protein of 596 amino acids. The transcript is spliced from 2 exons. The record is from RefSeq and is marked validated.